UUUCGGACGCCCAAUACGGUUUCCGUAAAGGGCGUUCAACCGUUGAUGCCAUCACUCGGGUGAUGAACAACGGGAAAGUCGCUCUAGACAAGAAGCGAAAGGGAGAUCGUCUCUGUGCGGUGGUAACGGUGGACGUCCGGAAUGCCUUUAACUCGGCAAACUGGACAGCGAUCGGCCAAGCUCUGCAGCGUAAAAACACUCCGCCUUAUUUGCAGGCGUUGCUGCGGAACUAUUUCAUUGGCCGAACGCUCCACUAUGAUACGGAUGAAGGAGUAGUGUCGAGGACUGUAUCUGCUGGCGCUCCCCAGGGUUCGGUUCUAGGACCAACUUCAUGUACGACGACCUACUCCGCUUGCCGCUCGAAGGACUACGAGCGGACAUCAUCGGGUUUGCUGACGACGUGGCCUUCACAUUUUUGGGAAGGACCACGGAACAGGUCAGCGCAUUAGCAACGGCUAACCUGGAGAGGAUCGAGCGGUGGCUGCAAGGAGUCGGUUUGGAACUUGCCCACCAAAAGACCGGGUUCAUGAUCUUUUGUACCCAUCAUGUCCCGCAGCUCGCAGAGCUUCAAGCGGGCGGUCACUCGAUCCAAUCCACGGAAACGCUGAAGUACCUGGAAGUGGACCUCUGCCGCAAACAGCACCACAGCCGGCAUCUGGAGAGGGUGGUCAAUACCCUACAAUCAACGAGCGGGAUAUUUUAUCAUGGUGUGUGUAAAAACCUAGAGUUAAGCGGAGAAUCGGUGUGAAAUACACGGAGGCGAGAGCGCGUUUUGGUUUCGACACAGUUUUGGCACUAACACAAUUACACAUGUGGAAAUGUGUGCGUUCAUUUUCGGCCAGCUCGCUCAGUUUGAUCUGCUCGCAGCGGUAUGCUGAUGUCGGUGUCUCGCUUGCACUGCUGCACCGAAAGUGCCUUUGUGUGCUCUCAUUCUUGCUACAACACGAAAUCGUCAGUACAGCUCAAGGAUCGGCAGCGAGCGGCCGUACGUGCGUCAGCUUAAGUCCUGGACGAUUGGUGUUAUGAUUUUGUAAAGUGUUCAAGUAUUCAAGUGUUGUGCGAAUUGAAAUGAAGCUGCGCGAAUGAUUCG
This is a messenger RNA of Anopheles coluzzii, 1090 nucleotides long. RefSeq lists its product as uncharacterized. Lineage: Eukaryota; Metazoa; Arthropoda; Insecta; Diptera; Culicidae. The record is from RefSeq and is a predicted model, not a curated record. The coding region runs from base 332 to 748 and encodes 138 amino acids. The transcript has a single exon.